ACAGAUACAGCGAUGACGAACCAACAACAGAUCUCAAUCAGACUUUAUAUCUCUCCUGGAAGGGGAUUUUAGCUGGGACUGGAAUGACACACAGCACAGUUCCUUCCCUGAGGACACUCCAGUAAUCGCUGCAAACUGGGAAUCACUCCUCCUGGCAUCAAAAAUCUCACCUUCCUCCUCCAUCUGCCCAUCAGGUCAUAGUCACCCUCUGGUUUUGAAAGGUAAUGUAAGGAAAUCAUUUAUCAGUUGUUUAUACUAUUUUCCUGUUUAAUGUGAUUUUUCUUUACUCAAUUUAUGAUUUGUGUUCUUCUGUCUCUUUUGGAUUGUAAUCACAUGGGAGAGAAACAUUAAGGGCAAUUCCCUCAGAGGCCACUGGUUUGUUUCAUGUCAGAGAGGAGAAGAUUCAACCCAGUUGCCAUCCAUCUGUUUAUUCAGUCACAAGUAAACACAAAACGCACACAACAUCCAGUUACACUACAACAGGUUGUACAUUGUCAAUGCAAGAAGAUGUUUUUCCCCUCAGGAUCACCGAAGAGUUCAGUGCACACGGACAUGACAGGAAGAAUCUCGAGCGCUGAUUGUUUACAGUCCGUUGCAGAAGUGACCUAGAGGAAAAGGUGGGUACUUUGCGCGCUCAAAUGUGAGACGGUCAGAACCAAAGAGAAAGUAAAACCUCAAACGAAGUGAAAUACAAGGUGCAGACAGACUACACACAAUUCUGUUCAACCAGAGACUGACAAAAAAUGGCCGCCACUAAAAGAGUGAUAGUCGAGGCACUUGAUGAGCUUGUGGAUAAAGAGCUCGAUCAAUUCAUCUGGCAACUCUGUAAUCCUAUGACAGAAGACAUCAAGCCUAUUCCUCGAGCGAGGCUUCAGACUACUGUUCGUCAUGAAGUCGUGGAUCGCAUGGUUCAGCAGUACAGUGCUAAUGCUGGGAAUAUUGCAGUGAAAGUGCUGCAAAACAUGAAACAAAAUGACCUUGCAAUUGAUCUUGAGCGGAAACUUAAGGAAGUUCAGCAGCCUGAGCAGGUGGACGGGAGAAAUGCUCCAGUCUUUGUGUGUCAGCAGCAGCCCAUCCAGUCCGAUUGGAAGAGACCAGACAGGAUUAUUCUCUGCACCCAAGAGUUUAAGAACAAAAUUCUUAGAGACAAUAGAGAUGAUGUUUAUUUACCAAAGAACAAGUCUCAGAGGAAAGGUUUAGCCCUGCUGAUCACCAACAUACACAACAGGCCCGGAGCAGAGAGAGACGAGGAGAACAUGGAGUGGCUGCUGACAGCUUUGGGUUACAAUGUUGAGAAACACAGAAAUCUCUCUGGAAAAGAAAUAAAAGCGGCAGUCGUGAACUUCGCUGCACUUCCUGACCAUAAAGACUCGGACAGCACCUUCGUGGUUAUAAUGUCUCACGGGAACAUAAUCAAAAAUAAAGAUGCCAUUUUAGGUGCAGGUGUCAGUUAUACUGGCCCCGAUGAUUACUUCUUUGUUGACGACAUCUUCACCCAUCUGAACUCAGUGAAUUGUCCUGCUCUGAUUGACAAACCAAAGGUUAUUCUGAUCCAAGCCUGCAGAGGAGAAAACUCAGGAGCUGUGGAAAUACAAUCAGACGCCGCGGUGCACAUUGAGAAAGACUUUGUCAGUUUCAAGUCCACCCUCCCUGAUAUCGUUGCGUACAGGAAUCGUGUCAAUGGAAGUUAUUUCAUCUGUUACAUACUGGAGGUGUUCUGCGAUUGGGCUCAUAGUGAUGAAAUUAAGGAGUUGUUCAGGAAGGUCACCUCAUGUAUGGAGAAAGACACACGACUAUCAGUCCCUGGUAAACUAAUGCCGUGUGUUGACAGGAUGACCCUUCCAAAGAAACUCUACCUGUUUCCUGGACUCUGAGGAUGUGCGGUUUAAAAUCAUUUAAGGCAAGACACCACAGGUUAAAAAGGUGAAGACCAGACCUCCAAAACCAAGACCAUUCAAGACCAGAGGUGUGGACGAGACCAGACCUUCCAAGACCAAAACCAGACCAUUCAAUUAAGAUAAUUCAUUAAUCGUGUGACUAUUGAACAUUAAUGAUGAACACCUGCUGUUGAAAUCAUAAUGUUUAAUGUUUAUUUGACCUGAAUCACUGAACUCAUUUAGAGCCCAAUCUCUGAGUUAGAUUUACAUUAUUGAUUACAGCAGCACUGUGAUUCUACAGCAGAAGUUCAGCUUUUUUAAUAUAAUCCAAUGGAUUUCUCAAAAGUUGUUCCCCAUGAUGGUGACGUAAAAUUUUCUUCUUCUGAUUUUCUUUGGUGAUUCUGUUUGAAUUUAAGAAUUUAGUCAAUUUGAGUAGGGUUUUUUUUUAACAAAUGCUUUUUGACACAGUCUGAAUGUCAGUGUUUGUCACAGUGAAUGUGUAAAAAUUAAGUGUUGUCCUAAAACACAAGCACUGAUGUGUAAGUGAUGUUUUUUGACUGGAUUUGAUAAAGAGAUCAUUGAUCAUUUGAUCUUCAUGUUCAGAAGUAGCACAGGUGUUUUAUUUUGUUGUUGUUUUCCUCUUUCCUUCAAUGAUUCUGCCUGUUAACAACAGGUGUUCAUCACUACUGCUUGAUUAAUGACUUAAUUAUCUCAUUAACUUCCCUCUUGAAUGCUCUUGGUCUCGGUCUUGGAGGGUUUGGUCUUGACUACACCUCUGGUUAAUCUUCCUGACACAUUCACUGUGUUAAAAUCAUUGACUCGAUGAAUGUGUCAGAAUUAACACAACAAACAUUGUCCCUAAACUCACACAUUGAUGUGUAAGAAUUGAACACAGUUUGAGUCCGUUUUAACACAUCCUUUCUAAGAGUGUGUGUAUAUGUAUAUAUAUAUAUAUAUAUAUAUAUAUAUAUAUAUACAGCCAGUAUAAUGCAAUUAUCACUUAUAUACAUUCAUUGUACUUUUUAAAUCUCAUUUAAUGACAUUUUCGCAUAUAUUUAGCUAAUGUCAUAUUACUAUAUUAACAAUGUAACUGCUAAGGAGUUUUCUCCAUCCAAAAUAGUGUCAAUGCAAUGUCUUGUAUUUUGUGUGUCAAAAUAUCUUGUAUUUGGUGAUGGUCCUCAGAUCUGUCAAGGCUGAUGCUUGUAUAAAAUUUUAUCCCCACUUGUAUAAGCAUCCUCUUUGGCAAAACAAAGCUGUUUGCGUUUCCCAGUAAACCAUGGUUUAUCAUUAGAGAAUGAUAAGAAUGUCCUGGUAGGAAUGCACUUAUCCUCGCAGAAACUGAUGUAUGAUGUUACAGUAUCUGUGAGCUCGUCCAGAUCAGUGGCAGUGUUGGGGGUAACGCAUUACAAGUAAUGACAGGGCUGUAAUCAGAUUACUUUUUUCAAGUAACUAGUAAAAUAACGCAAUACUUUUUUUAAAAUUUACAACAAAAUAUGAGAGUUACUUUUUUCAAAUAAGUGUUUUGACAUUUAGUCACUGACACCUCCCCAUGCUGAGAGAAAUCGUAAGUGCAGAGGUGCUGUUUAAUCAUGAUGGACUAAAUUUGAGCAUGCAUUUACUCAUCUCACUUGCACAAAAACAGAUUCAGUAUUCUUCAAAAUUAAUAAAAACAGUGAAAUGCAAACUCAAUUUUUUUUUUAAACCUGCAAUAAUUAAAUAUGUUAAAUUACACAAAUAUACUUUAUGUAUUUAACCUCACAUUAUUAACCCCUUAACUGUUACAGUCCCCCUGGCGGGACGCCUCCCAGCCAGCACACCCAUGUAGGCCCCGCAUGGAUUAGCCCAGAUCUCUGUCUCUAUCUCUUAGGUCCACACUCUUCAGUGUGAACACUACAUGCUGUUAAAUGUAACACUGAAUCGGUGUUGGAGUUAAUGAGAUAAUUAGGUGAUAACGAGCAGAAUCACAGAAGGACAGAGAAACAACAAGAACUACGACUUCAGC
This is a messenger RNA of Megalobrama amblycephala (Wuchang bream), 3879 nucleotides long. RefSeq names its product caspase b-like. The record is from RefSeq and is a predicted model, not a curated record. NCBI's taxonomy places the organism in Eukaryota, Metazoa, Chordata, Actinopteri, Cypriniformes, Xenocyprididae. The transcript is spliced from 11 exons. Gene Ontology annotation, biological process: proteolysis. Gene Ontology annotation, molecular function: cysteine-type endopeptidase activity. Bases 744 to 1874 code for a protein of 376 amino acids.